UAAUCCCAACCUUUUUUCUUUGUUUUUACCAUUAUAUUUUCUCUGCACAUUUGUCUUCAAAAUUGGCAGAAAAACAAACAGAUUUCAGAUUUUUCUCUGUUGAAAAAGACUUUUUCUUGGAAUGAAUUCAUGAAAGAAGCCGUUGGUUGUGAAUCAGCGACACAAGAAUCAGUUCAUCUGUAAAGAAUUUUUAAAAAAAGCAACAAAAUUUACCCUUUUGACUGGCUGUCUCCCUUCAUUCAUCCAUCUUUUGUGUUCUUAACCAGUGUGACUGUGUGAGGAGUUGAUAUUUGGUCAUUUGAUGGGUGGAUUUGAUGACCAUGUUGGUGUAAUUGGAGAUUGGAUGGCUCCUAGCCCGAGCCCGCGAUCGUUCUUUUCGGCUAUGUUGCGCGAAGCGGGCUCAGGGCCAGUGGCUGAGUCCGAACCAGAACCAGAACCGCCUAAGGAUGAUAACCGAGCCGAUGGGUUCACCUUUCAUGGGCCGGAUAAACAAUUUGGGUUGCAAAAUGGUGGGUUUGGUGAGCCGAAAGUAGCAGGCUCGCGGUCGGGUCUUGUUGAAAGAAUGGCUGCUAGAGCUGGUUAUAAUGCUCCUAGGUUGGAUACAGAUAGCAUUAGACCAUCUGCUGAUGUGGCGAAGCAAUCUCCUUAUUUGACGAUUCCUCCGGGUCUUAGUCCGACUUCGCUUUUAGAUUCGCCGGUUUUUCUGUCGAACUCAUUGGCUCAACCAUCUCCAACAACCGGAAAAUUCCAAUUUGCUCCGAAUAAAGAUCAUUUAUCCAAGCAAUUCGACACUUCAUCUUUUGCAUUUAAAACUGUUCCCGAGCCCGCCCCUAUUUCUAACAAGGUGAAUCCGCCUUUUAUGCCGUGGCAAACUAUUGAAACCGCACAAAAUGGUGGUGUUAAUGGGAAUACCGUUCAAGAACAUAAUGAAGAAGAUGGAGAUCAACUAACGAACGGCGAUAGCGGUAAUCACAGUAGUGAUGACGGGUAUAAUUGGAGAAAGUAUGGGCAAAAACAAGUGAAGGGUAGUGAGUUUCCGAGAAGCUAUUACAAAUGCACUCAUGCAAAUUGUCCGGUUAAGAAGAAGGUGGAGCGAUCCCAUGAGGGUCACAUAACCGAGAUUAUUUACAAGGGGGCCCAUAAUCAUCCGAAACCUCCUCCCGGCCGUAGAUCAGGGUUCGGGUCAUGUAGUGACGUUCAAGGUGGGACCGAGUGGGGGCAGGAUGGUAAUCUUGAAGUGACGUCAUCAGCCGUUAAUCAUCAUGGAACUCAGUUUGAAAAUAGUGAUCCUGUGGAUGGCUCUUUGACGUUUUCUAAUGAUGAAGAAGGAGAAGAUGAUGAUCGGGCGACACAUGGCAGCGUUUCAUUGGGUUGUGACGGUGAAGGAGAUGAAUCUGAGUCGAAACGAAGAAAGGUUGAAGCAUAUGCAGCCGAUGUAAGUGGGGCCACUCGAGCCAUCAGGGAGCCGAGAGUAGUUGUGCAAACCACGAGUGAGGUGGAUAUUCUUGAUGACGGGUACCGCUGGCGUAAAUACGGGCAGAAAGUUGUUAAAGGAAAUCCAAAUCCAAGGAGUUACUACAAGUGCACGAGCACGGGAUGCACAGUAAGGAAACACGUAGAGAGGGCUUCGCACGACCUUAAAUCCGUGAUCACAACAUAUGAAGGAAAACACAAUCACGAUGUUCCAGCGGCUCGUAACAGCAGUCAUAACUCCACUAGCACACAAGCUCAAUCGGUUCAACCAUCUCAAGUGCAUAACCCUAUGGCUAGAUUUGAAAGAACCCAAUACGGUUUGCAGCCCGGUCCCCAUGGCUAUGGCUAUGGGGUAAACCUGACUCAAAUGGCUAUGGCUGGGUUGGUACCUAAUCAAGCUAAAAUGCCAGUUCAUCCGUUUCUUGGACAAAUCAGUGACAUGGGAAUGAUGGUGCCAAAAGGUGAGCCAAAGGCCGAGCCGGUGUUGGACCCUGGUUUGAACCUAGCCGCCAAUGGUUCGUCGAUUUACCACCAUCAGUUCAUGAAUAGGUUGCCGCUUGGACCGCAAAUGUAAAUUUUUGUGGUGUUAUGGGGGAGAGUAGAGAUAAUGAGAUAUCAUAACCUUAUAUUAUUUAAAAAAAUUGCAAUUUUUAUUUCAAGUACUUGAUUUGAAGAACUGUGAAAGCAUAUUGGGAAAUUCUUCGUUUAAAAGAAGUUUUAGUUUC
Helianthus annuus (common sunflower) is the source of this 2198-nucleotide messenger RNA. RefSeq names its product probable WRKY transcription factor 2. NCBI's taxonomy places the organism in Eukaryota, Viridiplantae, Streptophyta, Magnoliopsida, Asterales, Asteraceae. The coding region runs from base 302 to 2047 and encodes 581 amino acids. Gene Ontology annotation, biological process: regulation of DNA-templated transcription. The record is from RefSeq and is a predicted model, not a curated record. Gene Ontology annotation, molecular function: DNA-binding transcription factor activity; sequence-specific DNA binding. The transcript has 6 exons.